GGAGGAGGAGGCGGCGGCGGCGGCCAGGGGGACGAUGAUGGAGGGGCCGGAAGAAAAUGGCACCGCAAUGAAAGCGGGGGAAUUAUUGCCGUGCAAGAUUUGUGGACGAACAUUCUUCCCAGUAGCAUUAAAAAAGCACGGGCCGAUAUGCCAGAAAACCGCCACAAAGAAGCGCAAGGCGUUUGAUUCCAGCAGGCAGCGGGCAGAAGGGACCGAUAUUCCAACAGUAAAACCUCUGAAGCCUCGGCCAGAACCACCAAAGAAGCAGUCUAACUGGAGAAGGAAGCACGAAGAGUUCAUAGCCACCAUCCGCGCAGCCAAAGGGCUUGACCAGACCCUUAAAGAAGGGGGGAAACUCCCCCCACCACCUCCACCUUCCUACGAUCCUGAUUACAUUCAGUGCCCUUAUUGCCAGAGGAGGUUCAAUGAAAAUGCAGCCGACAGGCACAUCAGUUUCUGCAAGGAGCAGGCAGCUCGCAUCAGCAACAAAGGCAAAUUCUCCGCCUCCGACACCAAAGGAAAAGCAUCUCCUCGAGCUCAGUACAAGCCUCCCGCUCUUCGAAAACCCAGCACCCCAACGACGCUUCCCUCGGCCUCUUCUCGCUUACCGCAGCCGAGUAGCGCCAGCAAGGCCGGCCUAGGUGGGCCUGCAAGCAAGGUACCCUCUCCCGGGGCUCCGUGGGGAACCAAAGUUCAAACCUUAUCUCCUUCUCACAAAGGUGCCGUGGGAGCUGCAGCCCCUCAGGCCGGAGGUACCCCGAAAGCUCGAGCGCCGCCCCCGCCCAGCCUGGUGAGAAGCCCCAUCCCGGCCGCGCUGGCCAGCAAAAGGAAAACCUACGGAGUCGAAGGUUCCACGAGCAGAGCAGGCGGCGACCGCUCCUCAGCGGCCAACGGCUGCGACGGCGGCUCCCCGGGACCCUUCCCCAAGUUCUGCCACGAGUGUGGGACCCGCCAUCCCGUGGACUGGGCCAAGUUCUGCUGCGAGUGUGGCGUUCGGAGGAUGGUCCUGUGACCCCCGACCGGAUCGACGGCGCGGCCGGCCGACCCCGCGGGAAGCUCCUCCGCCUGCUGUAGCCGUCCGCAUCCCAGGACCCCCGGCCUGGAGGAGUGACUUGAAGGGGCAGCCCUCUGCUCGGUUAUCUAAUUUAUAUGCGUGAGUGUAUGAAUGUGUGUGCGCACGUGCGCGUGAAACAGCAAAGAUCCCGGAGAAGCGCCCUGAGAGUUUCCCGUGGACCCACGCCAGCUUAGAACAGGUGAUGGUUUGCUUUUCCCCCCAGCUCUGAACCCGGCGGGAGGAAGGGCGGCCGCACCCCAGGGCCACUCUCCGGAGCCGUGGCCCCGGCCCUCUUCCCCGAGGCUUCCCUAGGGCCCUCCUGGAGAGGGACUCUUUCUAGAUCCACCCUAGGCCCCCCGGGAAGGCCACUUGGAAACGUGGGUCUGGGUCAUUCCCAGGGGAACCCGCUCCCUGCUGCUCUGGGCCGGGGAGCGGGGGAGAAGGGGCAGGAGCCCACGCAGAGAGAGUGGUGGUUUUUUCUCCUAGAUGGUCCCAAGGCUUCCUCCCCAAGGUGGGUCUCUGUCACCGUCGCCCAGCCCCUCUCCCCUCCUCCUGGCAGGCACUGCUGCACGAGUCAUUCUGCUGCACGUCUUCUCUAACGGGCCGAGCUGUUUUCCCUCCACCACCUCCAUUGGGCUCGGCCUUUACGGCCAGGGUUCGCCGCUGACCGGUCAGUAAGGGAGGAGCGGUUCCGUGCGGGCGAGGCGGACCAGUUAGAACUGGUCGUGCUUCCAGUGUGACUAGUCUUUCCAGUCAGCUCCGCUCUGCUCCACAUCCAGUGCCCGCUCAGUCGCCGAGCCCGGUGGGUCCCGGCUCCUGGCUCUCGCCGGAGACGGGAGGGAGAGGCGGCAAGGUGCGGGCACCCUGGGCAGUCUAGAGGGGCCGGGAGGCAGCUGGCGGUUGGUCGUCUCCAUAGAAACCUGGGUUCAGAAAGCCGAAGGGGGGUGGGGGCAAGGUAUUUAUGAAUUAGGCAACAGGCUAUGUACACAAAGCCAGUUUUAAGACUUUCAUAAUUAACUUCUUCUACGACUGCUCUCUUUGAUUUGUUGUGCAAUACUGUUCCUAAGAAACUGUCUUGAGGCCAGGUCUCCUCGCUUCAGCUUGUGUGUGAGCGACCGUGUCGCAAUGUGGAAAAUGAGUUCCAGCUUGGGCCGCAAGUGUAAAAUCCCCACUGUGGCCCACUCUGACAGUAGGCACUAGCUCCACGAACCACAUGCCCCUCGACCUCGUCACAACUCGAGCCCCUGUGCAUCUCCCCGUCCUCUCCCAAUAAAGGAACGGAACACU
This is a messenger RNA of Tachyglossus aculeatus (Australian echidna), 2341 nucleotides long. It is a transcript of the gene ZC2HC1A, whose product is annotated as zinc finger C2HC-type containing 1A. Lineage: Eukaryota; Metazoa; Chordata; Mammalia; Monotremata; Tachyglossidae. The record is from RefSeq and is a predicted model, not a curated record. The transcript is spliced from 9 exons. The coding region runs from base 35 to 1012 and encodes 325 amino acids.